This is a messenger RNA of Pseudomyrmex gracilis, 1512 nucleotides long. RefSeq names its product ADP-ribosylation factor-like protein 8B-A (gene Arl8). The transcript is spliced from 3 exons. Gene Ontology annotation, cellular component: lysosomal membrane. Lineage: Eukaryota; Metazoa; Arthropoda; Insecta; Hymenoptera; Formicidae. Bases 221 to 781 code for a protein of 186 amino acids. The record is from RefSeq and is a predicted model, not a curated record. Gene Ontology annotation, biological process: anterograde axonal transport; protein transport. Gene Ontology annotation, molecular function: GTPase activity; GTP binding.
GAUGAGCGCGUCUGCUGAUAUGUCUGUGUGUUGUGUCGCUUAGCUGCGCACGCGUAGAAAAUUCGGUCUCUCAUCUGGACACACACUUGUCUGACGUUAUCCCGGCGGAUGCAGCGAGAUCUAUACGUCAAACGGUACGCCCGUGUUUCAAAGCAGUUUUUUUUCACCAAUUUAACGAAACCGCGAACGGGGCUGGAUCUGAUCCGGCGCACGAUUCAACAUGUUGGCCCUUAUCAAUCGGAUUCUGGACUGGUUCAAGUCCCUCUUCUGGAAGGAAGAGAUGGAGCUUACUCUCGUCGGUUUGCAGUACAGUGGAAAGACUACAUUCGUGAAUGUCAUAGCGUCGGGACAAUUUAGCGAAGACAUGAUACCGACUGUAGGCUUUAACAUGCGUAAAAUAACCAAAGGCAAUGUCACUAUAAAAGUAUGGGACAUCGGUGGUCAGCCAAGGUUCAGAUCCAUGUGGGAAAGAUAUUGUAGAGGAGUGAACGCCAUAGUUUACAUGGUGGACGCAGCUGAUUCGGAGAAGAUUGAGGCGAGCCGCAACGAGUUGCACAACCUACUUGAUAAGCCACAAUUGUCCGGAAUACCAGUGUUGGUUCUGGGUAACAAGAGAGACCUACCUCACGCACUGGAUGAAAACGGACUCAUAGAACGAAUGAAUCUGUCUGCGAUUCAAGACCGUGAAAUUUGUUGCUACAGUAUUUCGUGUAAAGAAAAGGACAAUAUCGACAUUACGUUACAGUGGCUUAUAGCGCAUUCGAAAAGUGGGGUUCGCUAAUAUUCUUAAAGUGUUCCCAUUCGUGUUGGUAUCAAUAAAUCAAUUUUUGAUACUGAUAGCAGUAUUGGGAUCAAUUGUGAAAAAAAAAAAAAAAAAAAAAAUAAUACGAGCGUAUUGAGCAAAACUUUGUUCGAAAACCGAGUCAUUAUUAAGUAGAGAAACAAACUUUGAAUUUAAAAGCUUUAGCCGAAUAUAUAAGUUGGACGGUGCGGAAUGAUAAAAUUAUACAAAACAAAAAAAACAAAAAAAAAGAAAAAAAAAGAAAACCAGAAUUUAUGCUUACGCCAAGAGUAUGCUCGUGUGAAUUAUUACCAUAAGGCACUCACAUCCCGCGAGCACCUUAGUGUACUAAGAGACAAUUUUUUUAUAUUUUCGUUUAUAUAGGUAAGUUUCCCACAAAUAUAUUCCAAUACCUAAAAACAUUGAAAUAUAUACAUACAUAUAUAUAUAUAUAUAUAAAUAUAUAUAUAUAUAAAAAUUAUAAUUAGUAUAUCUCUGUAUUUUCUAUGAUUGCCCGCUGUUUUAAAGCUGGAAUAAUACCAUAACAUAAUCGCAGUUAAUUAUUGUGAUAUUAUAUAGUCUAAAUGUCGAUACUCUCUAAUUUUACCUUGUAAUCUUUGAAGGAUACCAAACGUUUCAUGUAUUAUAAAAACAAAAAAAAAUUAGGGAAAAUAGCAUAUAUAGGUAUUACGAAGUACACGCGCAAAACAAAAAAAACAAAAAAAAAAAAA